Rhodofomes roseus is the source of this 861-nucleotide messenger RNA. RefSeq lists its product as uncharacterized. The transcript has 4 exons. Lineage: Eukaryota; Fungi; Basidiomycota; Agaricomycetes; Polyporales; Fomitopsidaceae. Bases 1 to 861 code for a protein of 286 amino acids. The record is from RefSeq and is a predicted model, not a curated record.
AUGCAUUUCCCUCUCUUCCUCUUCCUCCUUUCAUGCCUCACGCUGUUCGCCUACUGUGCGCCGACGCCAUUCCAGGCGGAGUUUGACCUCGCACUGCGUGAAUUGAGCGACCUUGUCCAACGGUCAGGUGUUGACGACGAAUUUCUCUCUUUGACAAGGCGCGCCGAUCGCACGUUUCCGUGCCUUGCUAGGAGGGGAAUGGACUACUUACACGUUCAUUCAGACCAGGUCAUGAUCAACCUAAGGGGACACCAGCUCACGCUGCAAAAAUUCGCCAACCAGGGCAAUUCGCACAGCGUAGUAUACACCGUGGCCACCCCAGGGUCUUUUCACGGCGACUUCGCGAAAACGAACGUCGCGGAGAGCGAGCUCGCGGCAACGACCGCGGCUGGCGCUGUGCAGCUUGCUGGUUAUGACUCGAGUCACAGGCGGUGGAUGAUCGUCCGGCGGUCACCCGGCAUGCACAUCACGCAGACGAGUACAUUCCGGAGGGUGGCGCACGACCCGGCGCAGUGCGAUGUCUUGCUCCGCCGUGCAGCCAAGCUCGCCGCCGCGACGAUGAUGAGCUAUUGGCAACACACGGGCUGGCUGCAGAACGACCCGAACCUGCAGAACGUCCUGUUCGAUGACCACAUGACCGUCGCCUACGUGAUUGACUGGGGCCAGGCGAUCCGCCCGCACUCCCAGCCGAGCGAAGCACAGAUCGAGGCUCAGGCGUACCACAUGUUUUCGUCCUCAGGUUUCUGUAGGUCUGUUGCUCCGCCGCCGAUGGGACCGCCCAGGGGAGGAGCAACAGCCCAUGGUUCAUCCACGAGGCCUUCGGCAAAGGGAUCGUCGAGGAGAGUUAUGAUGCAAUUCUAG